UUUCGGACUCAAAAAAAGAAAAGAACAUCUAACUCCUGAAAAUAUAUGUAAAGACCUGAAAGAAUUGAUUGAUGUGGAUCUGAAUGAAACGCAUAUCAACGACAUCUACUCACUUGGAAAGACGGAAAGCUGUCCUAUCAAAAUUGAGUUCAUCUCCCACUAUACGAAGAAAAUUGUACUCCGAAAUUGCAAUAAACUACGAGGUACACAAAUAUCCAUCGCUCAGGACCUCACCCAACAACAGCGAGAAGAGAAAAAAAUUCUGAAAAAGCACCUCCUUCUUGCAAAGCAGGAAACAUCCAAUGAAUGCUACAUUCGGGGAAACAAAUUAAUUGUAAAUGGAGUAGCUUAUAACGCAAAAGAACUGCAAGAAACGAGCGAUAUCCAUACCACCCCAAAAAGUGCUCCAGCAACGCCAACUAUUCAAUACCCAAAACUUACGUUGGAAACAUCUGAGACUCCCACCAACAAAAAUAUUUUAACAAAGGAAAAGUUGCAGAGAAUACCACAAAAUCUACUCCUGCUCCAUAAUAGUGAACAGAACAAAGAAGAAACGACAUCAAAAACUGGAAAACAUACAAAACACCAAAAUAAACCAGAAACCAAUAUUGAAAGUAAGCCAAGAACCAGAUCAAUAACCAAACCAAACUAAUUGUUUUUAGCAUAAUAACUAGUCUUGAAUUUCUAUGUUUUAAUGAACUUUAUAAACUUAACUUAUGCAAAAUUUUGAAUUGAUGAACCCAAAUAAAAACCUCUCAGUCACUCCUGUAAAAUGGAAAAGUAUAUUAAGAAUUUUGAAUUUAGUACAGUUGAGACAGAAAUAUUAUCUAACCUGGCAGAAUGUAAUGAAGUCGUGAAAAUAAACAACAAUAAGGCAAAUUUUAAGAUAAUCCACAAUAAUAUACGGAGUAUACAUAAAAAUUUCAACGACUUAUUAUGUUACUUGCAACAACUAAAUGAUAAACCAGAAGUUAUUGUUCUCACUGAGACGAGACAAAUUCAAGAUCUGAAUUUAUAUCACAUCGAUGGUUAUAACAUAGUAUACAAUGAAGGAAUGUACAAUCAGAACGAUGGUGUAGUGAUGUUCAUUAAAUCAAAUCUUGAGUUCACAUAUGAAAUAGUGAAGUUGAGCAACGAAAACAACAUGAUCUUUUGCCAUAUUUAUUUCAAUAACAGAAGUUUAUCUAUUCUCGCUAUGUAUAAAAACCCUCCCUAUUGUUGUAAACUGUUUGUAAAUUCUUUGAAAGCAUAUCUCACACAAUGCGAAAAUAAGGCAGAUUAUUUCCUCUUUCUUGGAGACAUAAAUAUUGACAUAAUGGAUGAGAAUAUGGAUAUAUCAACAAUUGAAUACCUGAAUCUUAUGGGGGAAUUUGAAUUUAUAUCUUUGAUAAAUAAUUAUACAAGGGUGACAGAAAAUACAAAAUCUUGUCUGGAUCACAUGUUUAUUAGAACUAAAUUCGACACUGAUUUUUUACUACCUAUUAUCAUCACAACAAAACUCACAGACCACUAUACUACAUAUCUCCAAAUAGUACUAGAUAAAAAAAUUAAUGAAACUGAACGGUUUGUGAAUAAUUAUACAGCAGUAGACUAUAAUAAACUUAGGACGCAUAUUCAGACGGUUGACUGGGAACCAGUAUAUCGCGCAACUAAACUAGAAUCUGCAACAAAUUUUUUUAUAGAAAUCCUAGAUAAUAAAAUUUCCGAAUGCAGCUACAAAAAAAAGUCUAAGCAAAAAAAAAGGAAAA
This is a messenger RNA of Leptinotarsa decemlineata (Colorado potato beetle), 1748 nucleotides long. RefSeq lists its product as uncharacterized. The record is from RefSeq and is a predicted model, not a curated record. Lineage: Eukaryota; Metazoa; Arthropoda; Insecta; Coleoptera; Chrysomelidae.